CCUAUAGGGAUAGAAAUACAAACAUUCUGGCCUGUCCUCACAAGGCUUAGAUGUCAAAGUAGUUCAUUCUAACUGGGCUCCAGUUUGGUCCAGAGUCCUGCUUCAGGUGAGCCAUGUGUCCUGGAGGGGGAGAGGCCGGGGAAAGGGUGACGGCCAGGAGAGAAACCUCACAAUGUCCCCACAAGGAUAUCAAGACAAAAGUGUGUGUGUGAGUCAGGUGGUCUCUGGAGCAACUGGAGAAUGGGAUCACAGGAGUGGAGGUGAUGUCACCAGGUUUGGAGGAGAUCUUCAACUGUGUCCACGAUGGCAAAGUUCCACCACUGUGGGGGAAGACGUACCCGUCACUGAAGCCUCUGGCCGCGUGGACCUCAGACCUGCGCCAGCGGGUGGAGCAGCUGGCCCGCUGGGCCCAGACCAGCAGGCCGCCCGCGCUCCUCUGGUUGUCCGGCUUCACCUCCCCGAAGGCGCUGCUGACCGCCGUGCUGCAGUCGUACGCUCGACAACACCAGCAGAAGCCCGUGGACUUGCUCUCCUGGGAGUUCACCGUGUCCACCGUGGACGACAGCCACCUGCUCCACCCGCCGCAGCAGGACGGCGUGCUGGUGCGCGGGCUCUUCCUGCAGGGGGCAGCGUGGGACAGGAAGAACUCCUGUCUGGUGGAGGCCCAGCCCAUGCAGAUGUUCUGCCCGAUGCCCAGCGUCCACUUCAAACCCUCGGACAACCGCAAGAAGACCCCCAGGAGCGUCUACGUGUGUCCCUGCUUCUCCUCCCCGCAGCGGUCGGGGUCGGCGGCCGCAGACUUGUUUGUGGCAGCCGUGGAUCUGAAAUCUGGAGCCUUGACCCCGGACCACUGGGUCAAGAGAGGAACGGCGCUGGUGCUGAGUCUGGACCACUGAAGUCUGAAGCUCUGACUCCCUGAACGUGAGUCACAGUGACUGAGCUUGGGUAAAACAGUCCAGGCGUGUUUGUGAGGACCAAGUCAUGUGACCAGUGAGGAGGUCAGUUUGCUGCCGUCCCUGGUCCAGUCCUCACGCACCUUGUUCCGUGUGCACAUAAGCUCAUGUGAGGUGAGCUCCUCCGUGAAGGACUUUAUCUGGUUCAGAACACAAGAGCUUUCCGACGAUGACUCACUUCUGACUGGAACAACGCUGCACAACACUCGCCGCUGCUGUUUGUUGCUGCAGACAAUGUGUUGCCACAGGUUUAGCAUGAGUCCACUGACCACCCCCCGCAACUGUCAGAGAGAGAGAGA
Synchiropus splendidus (mandarinfish) is the source of this 1252-nucleotide messenger RNA. RefSeq names its product dynein axonemal heavy chain 2-like. The record is from RefSeq and is a predicted model, not a curated record. The coding region runs from base 264 to 896 and encodes 210 amino acids. Gene Ontology annotation, biological process: microtubule-based movement. The transcript has 5 exons. Gene Ontology annotation, cellular component: dynein complex. Lineage: Eukaryota; Metazoa; Chordata; Actinopteri; Syngnathiformes; Callionymidae. Gene Ontology annotation, molecular function: dynein light intermediate chain binding; dynein intermediate chain binding; minus-end-directed microtubule motor activity.